UGCUAUUUUAGGUAUAUUUUUUUCUUUGGAACAUACGUCACUUCGUCUUCUCCGUUUGCUCACAAGAAAACAGAGUUCACUGGAGCUACAAUAGGUCCCAAACACAAGGAUCAGGCAGCAACAGCCAAGAUUUGCAAACAAUCAUUCAGAACCUAACCAUUACUGCAUACAAUCGCAAUAUUGCUCGACUGAACUUACCUAGUUACUCCCUAAUUUUCCAAUAUUAACAAUGAACAGAAAUUACCGAGGAGCACCAGACCAGGACACAACUUUAAAACUUUCAUUUACUAAACAGCCUUAUAUCGAAGAUGUCCGUCCCCGAAGAAUUAAGAGUGUUAAUUUUUCGAUGUUAUCUGGCGAGGAUAUACUUAAAAUGGGAGAAGUUCAAGUGAAUCGUUCAAUUUGUUACGUGAGUGAAGAUGAAAGUCCUCUUCCUAAUGGCUUGUUGGAUCCACGCAUGGGUCCUCCACACAAGCAUGGCACAUGUGAGACUUGUCAUGGGUCUAUUGAAACUUGCCCUGGUCAUUUUGGUUACUUAGCACUUGCAUUGCCGGUUUUUAAUGUUGGAUAUUUAUCUCACAUUGUGGACAUUUUGAAGUGCAUAUGCAAGUUUUGUUCCCGUAUAUUAUUGGUGGAGGAUGAACGUCUCGACUACUUAAAGAGGAUGAGAAAUCAAAAAGAUCAUCUGAGGAAGAAUGACAUCUUUAAAAAGGUUGUUAAAAGGUGCACAGCUAUGGCAAGUAGUAAGAAGGCCGUGACAUGCUCCAGAUGUGGUUAUAUCAAUGGUAUAGUUAAAAGAGCUGUUGGAACAGUGGGAGUCAUACAUGAUCGUAGCAAAGUUCAAGAUGAUACUUCAAAGAAGUUCAAUGAUGCUAUUUCUAACAUGAAGGAGACCAAAAAACCUGUUAUUGUGUCUUCUAUGUUAGACCCCGACAAAGUUCUUAAACUUUUCAAGAAGAUGCUGGAUAUGGAUUGUGAUCUGCUUUAUCUUGCUGAUAGACCCGAGAAACUCAUUAUAUCAACCGUACCUGUUCCUCCGCUACCUAUCCGUCCUUCUACCAAAGUUGCCGGAGCGACAAUAAGCAACGAGAAUGAUGUUACCGUGGGAUUGGAAGAUAUUAUAGAGGAUAAUGCUUCUGUUCGCCAGUUUUUAACAGAUUCAACUUCUGCUAACAAAGGCCAGGAUCCCUGGGAAAUUCUGCAGCUUACGGUUGCAAAAUAUAUAAACAGUGAUGUUCGUGUACCAAUUUCAUAUAUUAAACUGAAGCAGCAACAGAAGCAGCGAAAGAAACUAAUUAGUGGUCUUGUUCAACGCAUCAAAGGGAAACAAGGACGUUUUCGAGGGAAUCUGUCUGGGAAGCGUGUUCAGUAUACUGGCAGGACAGUUAUCUCUCCUGACCCUAAUCUAAAUAUUACAGAGGUUGCGAUUCCUAUCCUAAUGGCACAGAUUGUGACUUACCCUGAGCGUGUUUCACAUCACAAUAUAGAGAGAUUGAGACAUGCUGUGUGUAAUGGAACUUUAAAAUACCCUGGUGCAAAGCAUAUCAGAAGGCCAGAUGGUACCAUAAUGUCAUUGAGUAUCAAAGCCAGAAAGCGUUUGGCUGAUGAAUUGAAAUUUGGUGACAUAGUUGAUCGCCAUUUAAUAGAUGGCGAUGUUGUCCUCUUCAAUAGGCAACCCAGUUUGCAUCGCAUGUCGAUCAUGAGUCACAGGGCAAGGAUUAUGCCGUGGCGCACUUUGAGAUUCAAUGAAUCUGUUUGUAAUCCCUACAAUGCCGAUUUUGAUGGUGAUGAGAUGAAUAUUCAUGUUCCCCAAACAGAAGAAGCUAGAACAGAAGCUCUUAUGCUAAUGGGGGUGCAAAACAAUUUAUGCACGCCAAAGAAUGGGGAGAUUUUAGUUGCAUCCACACAAGAUUUUUUGACGUCUUCCUUCCUCAUAACAAGGAAGGACACAUUCUACGACCGUGCUUCAUUUUCCCUUAUGUGUUCUUAUAUGGGUGAUGGGAUGGAUCUUAUCGAUUUACCGACUCCUGCUAUAGUCAAGCCAAUAGAGCUUUGGACAGGUAAACAGUUGUUUAGUGUACUGUUGCGCCCACAUGCAGAUAUGAAAGUUUAUCUGAAUCUCACUGUUACUGAAAAAAGUUACACAAAGUCAAGUGGAAAAAGGGACAAGUCUUACGAGACAAUGUGCCCAAAUGAUGGUUAUAUCCACAUCCACAAUAGUGAACUUCUUAGUGGACAACUUGGGAAGGCUACUUUAGGGAAUGGCAACAAGGAUGGACUCUACUCGGUGCUUCUCAGGGAUUACAAUUCACACGCUGCUGCUGCUUGUAUGAACCGCUUGGCAAAAUUAAGUGCUCGCUGGAUAGGAAAUCAUGGAUUCUCAAUUGGAAUUGAUGAUGUCCAACCUGGGGAUAAUUUGAAUGACUACACUCAUAGAAUCAUUUCUGAAGGGAACAAAAAAUGUGAUAAUUUCAUUCUCAAUUUCAAUAAAGGAAAGCUCAAGUUGCAGCCUGGUUGUAAUGCUGCCCAGACACUUGAAGCUGAGAUCACCGGUGUCUUGAAUAAGAUCAGAGAUGAAACUGGAAAGGUUUGCAUGGAGAAACUAAAAUGGAGGAACAGCCCCUUAAUUAUGUCUCAGUGUGGAUCAAAAGGAUCUCCUAUCAAUAUCAGUCAGAUGAUUGCAUGUGUUGGUCAGCAAUCAGUUGGAGGCCAACGUGCUCCAAAUGGAUUUAUUGAUCGAAGUCUUCCCCAUUUUCCCAGGAAGUCAAAGACCCCUGCUGCAAAGGGGUUUGUAGCAAAUUCUUUCUAUAGUGGUUUAACUGCUACUGAGUUUUUCUUCCACACGAUGGGAGGGCGAGAAGGGCUUGUGGAUACAGCUGUUAAGACGGCUGACACGGGUUAUCUAUCCCGAAAACUAAUGAAGGGAUUAGAAGACUUGUCUGUUUACUAUGAUAACACAGUAAGGGAUGCGAGUGCAUGUAUUGUACAGUUCACAUAUGGUGGUGAUGGAAUGGACCCGUCUCAAAUGGAAGGAAAGGCAGGAUUUCCUCUAAAUUUUGACAGGUUAUUGAUGAAGGCCAAGGCUACAUGUCCUGCUGGACAACAUAAAGGCAUGUCUUCCUCAGAGAUCCGUGAAGUGGUUGAGGAGCGUCUUUCAAUGCAUGAUAUGACUCCAGAAGGGGGCUGCUCUGAGGACUUUAGGAAGAAACUAAAACAAUUUCUUGAAAAGUAUGCCAUGACACUAGAAGUCACAACGAGAGCACUUCAAAUGCAUGGUGGACAAACUAAUGGCGAAGAAUCUGGAAUUAUAGAAAGUGUAGCUCAAAGCAUAUCUGGCAUUACUUGUCAGCAGCUGCAGGUGUUCUUAAAUACUUGCAUCUCUCGUUACCAUCAAAAGAGGAUUGAUGCUGGAACAAACGUCGGUUCAAUAGGUGCUCAUAGUAUUGGAGAACCCGGAACACAGAUGACAUUGAAAACCUUUCAUUUUGCUGGUGUUGCGAGCAUGAAUGUCACUCUUGGGGUUCCCCGUAUCAGGGAAAUUUUAAAUGCAGCCAAGAAAAUCAGCACACCAGUCAUUACCGCAAAGCUCAAAUCUAAUGAUAACAUAUCAUUUGUCAAGUUGGUAAAAAGCCAAAUGGAAAGAACUCUUCUGGGCCAGGUUGCAAAGAGUAUAAAGUUAGUGAUGGGAUUGCGAGCCGCUUCUAUUGUUAUUAGUCUUGACAAGAAAACAAUAGAAGCCCUACAACUCUCUAUAGAUGCAUAUACCGUAAAAGAAUCAAUACUAAAGACUCCUAAAAUCAAACUAAAGGAAGCUAAUAUCAUUGUUUUGGAUGCUAGAAAACUUCAAAUUAAGCCUUUAUAUGACAGAGACAAACUUUAUUUUGAUCUCCAUUGGCUCAGAAAUAGACUUUCGACAGUCGUUGUGAAGGGCAUAGGUACUACUGAACGAGCUGUAAUAAACAAAAAGAAGGAGCAGGACAAGUUUAACUUGCUCGUUGAAGGAACGGGUCUUCAAUCAGUCAUGGGCGUGGAAGGAAUUAAUGGACAUGAAACCACUAGUAAUCAUAUUCUUGAAGUACAGAGCACACUUGGCAUUGAAGCUGCAAGAAGGUCCAUUAUUAAAGAGAUUCAAUAUACCAUGGAAAGUCAUGGAAUGAGUAUAGAUAUUCGACAUAUGAUGCUUUUAGCCGAUCUCAUGACAUAUAAGGGGGAAGUUUUGGGGAUCACCGCAUUUGGUAUUCAGAAAAUGAAAGAAAGUGUGCUGAAGUUGGCUUCGUUUGAGAGGGCAUCAGAUCAUCUUUUUAAUGCUUCUGUAAAUGGGCGAGUGGACGAGAUACAAGGCGUUAGUGAAUGUAUUAUCAUGGGCAUACCAAUGCAGACAGGAACGGGAAUAAUUGGAAUUCAACAAAGGGUUCCUUCAUUUAAGUUGGAGAGGUUAUCAGACGGCAUUUUAUCUUAAGCCAAUCAUGAGAAAAACUAUUCAACAAUUUUGAUCAAACAGAGUAUGCAUACUAAACACAUAGUUCGGUACCUGAAAGAAUUGCACCCAAAGGCUGCAGUUGAGGAAUAACUCUACUAAUUUUUUGUCAAUAUUAUACACGUACCAGAUAUCUACAUAGAUGGCAGCUCAGUUAUCAUAUCAAAAACACAGAUGGUUUUAGGAGUUCAUUUGUAUGAGAUGGACUGCAGAUGUUUAUAUUUUUCUACAAGGGCAAAUAUUUCAUUUGAUAUGUUUGUUCUUAGCGACAAUCUAUUGAUUAAUGAGUCAGCGACUAACAUCUUCG
Molecule: messenger RNA, 4784 nt
Organism: Erigeron canadensis
Lineage: Eukaryota; Viridiplantae; Streptophyta; Magnoliopsida; Asterales; Asteraceae
Product: DNA-directed RNA polymerase III subunit 1-like
Exons: 28
Coding region: 230-4459 (1409 amino acids)
Biological process (GO): DNA-templated transcription
Molecular function (GO): DNA-directed RNA polymerase activity; DNA binding
Source: RefSeq, a predicted model, not a curated record